AUGGCUCCCUCACAAAUGGAAAAUCAACAAGAACAAACUUUGGGCCAAGGAUACACCCACAAGAAGUUCAACUGCGGCUAUUCACACAAAAAAUUGGGUCUACGUCUCAGAAAACGUGAGCAGGAAAAUAAAGAAAAUCUCUCGCAAAAUCAAAGUGAUCAAGUCAAAUCAAACAAACCUGCAUCUAAAGGACUCUUCCGUCCUUAUGCCUUAGAUAACAACAAUACCCCCAGAAAACGUAAACUCUCUACAUCAUCAGAAUCGUCAGAGGAAAGUUAUUACACACCUAUCAUCACAUCAGCCCAAACAUCAUAUUCAUAUCAGCAGCAAUCAUCACAACUUGGGAUAACAGCUACUGCAACAUCCUCUCCUCAGACUUGUCCAUCUCCCGCCCUAAGUCCCAAUUCCUAUGCCAUGCGCUUACAAAGACAACGUGCUGCCCUCUAUAUGCGUUAUAUGAUGCAAAUGCAACAACAAAAUCCCACUGCUGUACAAACUGCAACCGGUUAUCCCAUGGGUUAUCCCAAUAUUACAGCUCCCAUUUUCAAUGGUUUCUAA
Molecule: messenger RNA, 558 nt
Organism: Lucilia cuprina (Australian sheep blowfly)
Lineage: Eukaryota; Metazoa; Arthropoda; Insecta; Diptera; Calliphoridae
Exons: 1
Coding region: 1-558 (185 amino acids)
Source: RefSeq, a predicted model, not a curated record